Molecule: messenger RNA, 1301 nt
Organism: Caenorhabditis sp. 36 PRJEB53466
Lineage: Eukaryota; Metazoa; Nematoda; Chromadorea; Rhabditida; Rhabditidae
Source: the annotation of a GenBank genome assembly
AUGGAACGCUUGAUCCGUUACGGAAGUGUCGACUCUAUUCCCUUCUACAACUGCAGCUGGAAGUCGUCGGACGAAUGGACGAAGAACGGAUUACGCCGUCCGUUUCUCGGAUGGUUGUUGCUUGUGUUCGGAGUGUCUGUCGAGGUCAGUUCGAAUUGGAAAUGUGCUCUGAUGCCAUCCUGAAUUCAGUUCCUGUACCUGCCAAUCCUCUACAUAAUCUUCAAAACUCGUCUAAUCCGUUACGCGUGCUAUAAACUCAUCAUCCUGCUUGCCGUAACUGACAUGAGCGCAACAAGUACUUACUUGCCCGAUCUUUCCUCUCUUUUCAUCAUAACUAAAUCCUUAUUCUUCGUUUUCCAGUGUGCGCCUCCAUCUUCAGCGGUUUCCUUUACAUCCAAGGAGCCGUGUUUUGCACGUACCCAACAUUUGAGUACAUUUCCGGUGGAUUCGCAAUAAGUAGCAUUACCCGCUAUUCAGCCCAUUCCGGCUCAUGAUCUAUACUUUCAGACACGUGGUGCAUGGCGUGUGCCAUUACCAUCUCAUUGUUCGCCAACCGCGUGUGCAGCAUUGCCUUCCGCGAGUACGCGGACGUCAUCGAGGGCAAACUCACCUACACUUCGAUGUUCUUUUCCGUACUUUACGGCGGAUACAUUUUGUUCUUCACGCCCAUCAUCUGCUUCAACAGUGUCGCGAUGGCGUGGUUGCCGGAGCCAUUGUCCGAAGAGCGCGAGAGUCCGGAAGCCGACGCGUUCUACAACAACGAUUGGCAGUCGUGGAACAACUGGCUCUUUGUGCUACUCAUGUUCAUCCUCUACACUACCUAUUGCCUUCUCGUCAAGAAGCUGGCUCAGGGACAAAAGUCGAAGGCGUCGAAAGCUGUAAACAGAUUUAGGAUUUUGGGUGAUAGGGGGGAAAUUAGUCAGAGAACAGAAAUGAGUAGGGUUUCGUGAAUGGCCACCAAGUGCUCUUUCAGAUCUUCUUUCAAUGCGCAGUCAUCUGCGUUUUCAACACCGUCACCGCACUCGUCUACAAUGCGCUCUCCAUAGUCACUCCUGAUCCGUGGAUCGUCCUGCUCGGCCAACUCGCGUGGUCCAUCAACCACGGAUGUCCGGCCAUAAUUUAUUUGACAAUGAACGACACUAUUAACAGAGAGUUUCGCAAACUUGUUUUCAGACAGAUCCCAACGGUACUGUUUUUGGGAGAGUCUGGAUAAAAUUACAUCAUUGCAGAAAGUGGAUGACACCACCAGCAAUGUUCAAACUGUGGCAACUACUAAUAAAGCUCAAGUGCUUCUACUAUAA